AUGUCGACCUUCAACGGGAAAUCAGACUAUGCUCCCGAAUACGCCUCCUACAACUGGGUCGGUGCCCCUUCUGACUACUCACUAACCACCAACGAGGCCCUGGGUGGAAACUCUCGCGCCGAAAACCUCAACAAAUGGUUCCAAUCUGGUGAUCAGGCCUAUAUUAUUGUGGCCUCCGCGAUGGUGCUGGUCAUGGUGCCCGGUCUGGGCUUCCUAUAUUCAGGCCUGGCUCGCCGAAAGUCUGCUCUGAGUAUGAUUUGGGCGUGUAUGGCUUCUAUGUCCGUUAUUACUUUUCAAUGGUAUUUCUGGGGUUACUCCUUGGCUUUUUCCCCGACCGCAACAAAUGGUUAUAUUGGCAAUUUACGCAACUUUGGAAUGAUGAAGACUCUGGCGGCUCCUAGCCCUGGUUCGCCUUUAAUUCCGGAUAUUCUUUUCGCUUUCUACGAGAUGCAAUUCUGCGCUGUUACUGCUGCUAUCGUCAUGGGCGCCGUGGCGGAGCGCGGUCGGCUUCUUCCGGCUAUGGUCUUUACCUUUGUCUGGGCAACUAUCGUCUAUUGCCCUCUGGCCUGCUGGGCUUGGAACUCGAACGGAUGGGCUUAUAAGUAUGGUGUGAUGGAUUACGCUGGUGGUGGCCCCGUCGAAAUUGGUUCCGGUUUUACUGCUCUCGCCUAUUCCAUGGUUCUCGGUCGCCGACAAGAACGCAUGAUGCUCAACUUCCGCCCUCACAACGUUUCGCUCAUUCUCCUCGGCACGGUCUUCCUUUGGUUCGGAUGGCUUGGAUUCAACGGUGGCUCGGCAUUCGGUGCUAACCUGCGCGCGACCAUGGCUUCCUGGAAUACCAACCUGACUGCUGCUUUCGGAGCCAUCACUUGGGUUCUGCUCGAUUGGCGUUUAGCCCGUAAGUGGUCUAUGGUCGGUUGGUGUUCUGGUACCAUUUCCGGACUCGUAGCUGCGACUCCUGCCUCGGGUUUCAUUAGUCCAUGGGCUAGUGUGAUUCUCGGUGUGGUGACUGGUAUCGUGUGCAAUUAUUCGACUAAGAUUAAGUUCUGGAUCCGCAUUGACGACUCUAUGGAUGUGUUGGCUGAGCACGGUAUCGCUGGUAUCGUCGGUCUUCUCUUCAAUGCUUUCUUCGGUGACGACUCUAUUGUUGGUCUUGAUGGUGUUAACACUGGUACUGGUGUUGGUGGUUGGGUUAUUCACAACUGGAAGCAACUCUACAUUCAAAUCGCUUAUAUUGUCGCCACUGCCUCUUACUCGUUCAUUAUGUCCGCCCUGAUCGCUCUCGCCAUCAACGCCAUCCCAGGCCUUAACCUGCGUGCUUCAGAGGAAGCCGAAUUACUCGGUAUGGAUGAUGACCAGCUUGGAGAGUUUGCCUACGACUACGUUGAGGUUCGUCGUGAUUACCUUGCCUGGACCCCUCAGCAAAAGGACCAGCUCGAAGACGGUCACCAUAUCCCUGAUGCGCACCGGUAUGGCAUUGGCGAGCACAGUGAGAUGAUUGAGGGACAGCCACCAAAUGGAGAGAUCAGUCAGAGCAGCCGCGGUGGUAGUGAGGUUGAGGCUAUUCAGGAAAUUAAGGUCACCCCGGGACCUCGACAAGUCGCCGAACAGCACCCAGCCGAUGCCAUCCCACCCAGUGAGCAACCUUACAUGCUCCGACCCGUCAACGAGAAGACAGAAGACGCAUAA
This is a messenger RNA of Penicillium angulare, 1689 nucleotides long. RefSeq names its product ammonium transporter. Gene Ontology annotation, cellular component: plasma membrane. The transcript has 2 exons. Gene Ontology annotation, molecular function: ammonium channel activity. Gene Ontology annotation, biological process: ammonium transmembrane transport. NCBI's taxonomy places the organism in Eukaryota, Fungi, Ascomycota, Eurotiomycetes, Eurotiales, Aspergillaceae. The record is from RefSeq and is a predicted model, not a curated record. The coding region runs from base 1 to 1689 and encodes 562 amino acids.